This is a messenger RNA of Colletotrichum karsti, 1437 nucleotides long. Its product is annotated as serine threonine-protein phosphatase 5. Bases 1 to 1437 code for a protein of 478 amino acids. The transcript has 7 exons. Gene Ontology annotation, molecular function: protein binding; protein serine/threonine phosphatase activity. Gene Ontology annotation, cellular component: cytosol; nucleus. The record is from RefSeq and is a predicted model, not a curated record. NCBI's taxonomy places the organism in Eukaryota, Fungi, Ascomycota, Sordariomycetes, Glomerellales, Glomerellaceae.
AUGUCUACGCCGGAGGAGAAGGCCACAGAGCUCAAGAACCAGGGCAACAAGGCCUUUGCUUCUCACGAUUGGCCGACUGCCAUUGAGUUCUACACCAAGGCCAUUGAGCUGAACGAUAAGGAGCCGACCUUCUUCACGAACCGCGCCCAGGCGAACAUCAAGUCGGAAGCGUAUGGCUAUGCCAUUGCGGAUUGCACGAAGGCGAUCGAGCUGAACCCCAAGUUUGUCAAGGCAUACUUCCGUCGAGGCCUUGCCCACACUGCCAUUCUCAGACCCAAGGAUGCGCUCGUCGACUUCAAAGAAUGCAUUCGACUCGACCCUAACAACAAAGAUGCCAAGCUGAAGCUUGAUGAGUGCAGAAAGAUUGUGCGCAAGCUAGAUUUCUUUGCUGCCAUCGAGGUCGGCGAUGAGCCUUCAGCUGCAGAGGGUCUCGACAUCGAUGCUAUCAACGUCGAGGAGGAUUACGAUGGUGUUAGAUUGGGAAGCGAGAUGACACAAGAGUUCAUUGACGACAUGACGGAAAGAUUCAAGAUCGGCAAGAAGAUCCACAGGAAAUACGUCUACCAGAUUAUUCUGGCCGUCAAGAAGCUUGUGUACGACGAGCCCACGAUGGUGGAGAUGAAGAUCCCGGACGAUGUCCAGCUCACUGUUUGCGGUGACACACACGGCCAGUACUUCGAUCUAAUGGAGCUGUUCCGCUUGAACGGAACCCCGAGCGACAAGCACUACUACUUGUUUAACGGCGAUUUUGUCGACCGUGGAUCAUGGUCUACCGAAAUCGCUCUGCUUCUGUACGCCUACAAGUGGCUGAGGCCUCAGGGCUUCUUCUUGAACCGCGGUAACCACGAGACGGACGACAUGAACCGCGUAUACGGCUUUGAGGGCGAAUGCAAGGCCAAGUACAACGAGAGAAUCUUCAAGUUGUUCUCCGAGAGUUUCUCGGCUCUGCCCCUGGCCACUUUAAUCGGAACCAAGUACCUCGUCCUGCACGGUGGCUUGUUCUCGGACGACAAGGUUACUUUGGAUGACAUCCGCAAGCUCGACAGGCACGCCCAGCGCCAGCCCGGUCAGUCUGGUCUCAUGAUGGAGAUGUUGUGGACGGAUCCCCAGGACGAGCCUGGCCGCGGCCCGAGCAAGCGUGGUGUUGGCAUGCAAUUCGGACCCGAUGUCACCAAGCAGUUCUGCGAGAACAACGGACUUGAGGCUGUCAUCCGCAGUCACGAGGUUCGCAUGGACGGUUACGAAGUGCAGCACGAUGGUCGUUGCAUCACUGUCUUCUCUGCCCCCAAGUACUGCGACUCCACCGAAAACAGGGGAGCCUACAUCAACAUUGGCCCCGACUACAAACUGCAGUUCAACCAGUUCGAUGCCGUUCCUCACCCGGAUAUCAAGCCUAUGGCCUACGCCCAAAGCUCUCUCAUGUCGUCUCUGAUGUAG